Molecule: messenger RNA, 1332 nt
Organism: Saitoella complicata NRRL Y-17804
Lineage: Eukaryota; Fungi; Ascomycota; Saitoellomycetes; Saitoellales; Saitoellaceae
Exons: 1
Coding region: 1-1332 (443 amino acids)
Source: RefSeq, a predicted model, not a curated record
AUGGGCUUCGCAAUGCUUCGACGGCCAUUGGGGCUGAUCAUCGCCGCCUCUGUCAUCCUGCUAUUCACGACAUGGGGCUUCCUCACAACGGACUACGCGCCCCGGAAUGUCCCUUUUUCGGUGCCGUUUAGGAAGGCAGCACCGCCGACGCCGCCGCCGUCGCCGUUACACGUCGACGUGAUUGAGACCGGAGGGAGUCAUGAUGAGGUCACAGCGGCGCUCGUGUACGCGUUCUCCCAGCUUCCGUCGACCACGAUCGGGUUGUAUCUAUUGUUAAAGAGAUACGGUAUCAGCGAGAUUUACGACUCUUUCUUCCCUACUGCGGAAGACGAGCGGGGUCAACGCCUCAUCGACCCAAAUCGUGGUCCGGAUGGGUUUUCGUUGGAGAAGGUGAAGACCACGAGCCCGGAUGUGGUCGUGUUGACGACGUGUGAAUUGGAUAUUUUUCAUCGGAAGGAGCCGCUUGGGUAUUUGUUGCAAGAGGGAAAAACGCACUUGUUUUGUACGAUUCAUCAUGCGGAUCGGUGGAAUACCUCGACCGCGGCGGGGGAGAAGUUGGUGGGUGCGUUGAAGCCUUGGGUUGAGGCGGGAAGUGUGACGUUUUUGACGCUUUCGGAACAUGUUUCGAAGUAUUUGCAUUCGGACAUCUUGCCGACGUGGCCGGAGAUGACGUCUCCCCCGAAUAUCCAGGCAUUUGCGCCGGUAUUCCCGGUUGUCUUGAAGAAUGAGCAACCAGAUUUCGCGAUCACGCAGAAAGAAACUGCAUUCACCCUCCAAGGCGAUUUCGACGCCAAAAGACGCAACUACACCAAAAUCCUCUCCCAGCUCCGCGAGAUGCUGAAAAGUGGAAGCGAGACGGCGAGUACCCUGACCAUGCACCUCCUCGGCCAUGGUCCAGUUCCGACGAUUCCGGAGGAGGUGGCGGGACAUGUCAAGAUCGAUAAGAAUCUGGAUUAUGUACCCUUUUACUCCACACUAUCGAAGAGUUUCGCGUUGAUCACUGCAUUCGCCUCUGAAACGUACUUUACCGAAAAAGCCUCCUCAUCCGUGCCCGCAUCUCUCAUCUCCGGGUGUCCACUCGUCGCGGACCGCAAACUGCUCGACACGUACACCUAUUUGAACGAGGAUGUGGUGUGGUUGAAGGAGGAGGGGGAGGAUGAUAUGGAUGCGGUGAAGAGGGUUGUGAUGGAGAUGGGGGAGAAGGAGUUUAGGGAGAAGAGUGAGAGGGUUAGGGAGAGGAACCGGGGCUUGUAUGUGGGGAAUGUGGAGAGGUUUGGGGGGUGGGUUGAGGGGUUUAGGAGGGACAGGGAGGUGGAGCGGGAGAUGGAUUAG